AUGUCUGAUUCGAAUCCAGCUACCUAUCGUGGUAUCUAUUUGUCCGGAAAUUUUGAAGUUGAAGAGAAGAUAUUGCCGGACAAUGGUUGGCGAUCAGAAUAUAGAACUUACACAAUUUCUAUUGGCUGUGGUGGUGCUGACCGUCAAGAGCCGUUGCUAUAUGAGAUUGUUGCAAAAGGUUUUAGCGGGGCCAAGUUCAAACUACUAGAAAAUCAUGUGUACUUCUUGCGUGGAGCACUCUUCCCUUCUAACUCCCCUGAUACAAAGGCCAAUCAAUUCAUCUUCGAAGGCAGUGAUGUAACCAUGUUAGGCGACAGUGACAGUUUUGGAGGUGAAUUAGUGGAUUGUGUGGGAGUAACAGGCCUCGGCAUUGUGAUUGCAAUUAGUUCAAUUAUUGAGGAGUGCUGCCAGUACAUGAAAAAGACUCCAGACCAGGAACCAGUCGCCACUACGGUAUUCACGGUUCAGCACUCGGAUCAUCAUCCUAUAAUGAAGACUGCCCGUACAAGCACAGUGGAAUAUCGGAUUCGCCCCACUCCCAACCUUGCUAAAAUUGUGUCAAUUGUAAGGAUUGGGCGCAAAUGCCAAUUCCAUGGCUUUAUCAAAGAUUUUAACGAAGCAACCUCAUGUUAUAUUGUAAUAGCAAACAAAGUCCACAUGACAACUGGUUUCCAGGAUGUACCUGCCCCAAAUGAUCCACGAAACGACGACAAUGUUAAUACUCUCAAGAAACCAAAAAAAUUCAAACCCAGAUCCUUGAGUUCUCAAAAUCAGCUCGCGAUAACUCCUGAAGAUGGCAUCAGCAGCGCCACAUUUGCUUAUGCUAAUAACGCUUCAUUACGUUUCUCUUCAAGCUCGGGAUGUUCAGCAAGCCGUUCUAAAACUAAGGUAGAACAAUUACCGGCAGAAUGCGCUGACAUAGAAGAGCAAGUUCCCAAAAAACGAGCACGCUAUCAACCCAAGCGCAAGAAUGCUAAGUCUACUGAAGAUGAAAACUACACCUAA
Molecule: messenger RNA, 1005 nt
Organism: Melampsora larici-populina 98AG31
Lineage: Eukaryota; Fungi; Basidiomycota; Pucciniomycetes; Pucciniales; Melampsoraceae
Exons: 5
Coding region: 1-1005 (334 amino acids)
Source: RefSeq, a predicted model, not a curated record